UCCCUUCUUUGAAGUUCUAACUGUUGGUCAUACUCGUUCGUUCCCCCUUCUCUCCUCUGCGACUCCCGAAAUGGGGAGGCCACUAACAUGGCUUCUCGUCUUCCUCGCCGUCCCCGGGCUUACUCCGACUGCCUCCACUGACGGUGCUGCGUUCCACGGCGACUAUUCGAAGCUAUCUGGCAUAAUCCCCGGCUUUGCAUCUACUCAGCUGCGAGCUUGGUCAAUUCUUGACUGUCCUUACUCUCCGCUCGAUUUCAACCCUCUCGAUUUGGUCUGGCUCGACACUACCAAACUUCUUUCUGCUGUCAAUUGUUGGCUAAAGUGCAUGAUGCUGGACCCGUACAAUCAGACAGAUCACCCUGAUUGUAAAUCUCGUCCGGAUAGUGGUCUUUCUGCUAUUACAGAACUUGAUCCGGGUUAUAUAACAGGUCCUCUUUCUUCAGUAUGGAAAGAAUGGAUCAAGUGGUGCAUUGAAUUUGGCAUAGAAGCUAAUGCAAUUAUUGCUGUUCCAUAUGAUUGGAUGGCACCAUGUAUUCUAGAAGAACGAGAUCUUUAUUUUCAUAAGCUAAAAUUGACCUUUGAAACUGCUUUUAAACUUCGUGGUGGCCCCUCUAUAGUUUUUGCCCAUUCACUGGGUAAUCAUGUCUUUCGAUAUUUCUUGGAGUGGCUAAAGCUAGAAAUUGCACCUAAACAUUAUAUUGAAUGGUUGGAUCAACAUCAUGCCUAUUUUGCUGUUGGAGCUCCUCUUCUUGGUGCAACUGAGACCAUUGAAGCAACACUUUCUGGAUUUACAUCUGGUCUUCCAGUUUCUGAGGGAACAGCUCGAUUGAUGUUCAACUCGUUUUCUUCAUCAUUAUGGAUGAUGCCUUUUUCCAAGUACUGCAGAGUAGAUAAUAAAUAUUGUAAGCAUUUUUCUGGGGGAAGUAAUGUAGGCCACCACACAUAUCGCUGUGAUGAGCAGGAGUAUCGUUCAAACUUCUCUGGAUGGCCAACAAACAUAAUCAAUAUCGAAAUUCCUUCAACCCGUGGAUUUGAAGCAUAUCCAUCAGUAUCUGAAAUGCCUCCGCCCAACUUGACAAGUAUGGAAUGUGGACUACCUACUCAAUUAUCUUUCUCUGCUCGUGAAAUAGCAGAUGGCACGUUUUUUAAAGCAAUAGAAGAUUAUGACCCUGACAGUAAGAGGCUCAUGUUCCAGUUAGAGAAAUCAUAUCUUAGUGAUAACAUUCUCAAUCCACUAACACCUUGGGACCGUCCACCAAUACGAAAUGUCUUCUGCAUUUAUGGCAUUGAGUCAAAGACUAAGGUUGGCUACUACUUCGCUCCAAGUGGCAAGCUGUACCCUGAUAACUGGAUUAUUACAGACAUCAUAUAUGAGUAUGAAGGAUCUCUAAUUUCAAGGUCAGGGAAUCUAGUUGAUGGGAAUCCUGGAGCCACCAGUGGAGAUGAGACGGUACCAUACAAUUCUCUUUCCUGGUGCAAAAACUGGCUUGGACCAAAAGUGAACAUAACAAGAGCUCCCCAGUCAGAACAUGAUGGGUCCGAUGUACAAGUUGAAUUGAAUGUGGAACAUCACCAUGACAAAGAUAUUGUUCCAAACAUGACAAAGUCACCCAAGGUUAAGUACAUAACCUUCUAUGAAGAUUCUGAAAGUAUUCCUGGAAAGAGGACAGCAGUUUGGGAGCUUGACAAAGCAAAUCACAGGAACAUUGUUAGAUCACCAGCUCUAAUGAGGGAGUUGUGGCUUGAAAUUUGGCAUGAUGUUCAUCCCCAUGCAACAUCGGAUUUUGUAACAAAAGCUAAGCGUGGACCUUUAAGGAAUGACGACUGUUAUUGGGAUUAUGGAAAAGCACGCUGUGCAUGGCCAGAAUAUUGUGAAUAUAGGUAUGUUUUUGGGGAUGUUCAUCUUGGACAGAGUUGCAGGUUGAGAAAUACUUCAGCUGAUCUGUUAUUGCAUUAUUUGUAAAUAACAAGAGGCCGGACGGGUUACCUCUUAGCAAUGUAUGCUACUGGACGACACACGAAUAUGACAUGCAAUUUGGUGAUUUCCUCCACACGACAGACUAGUAAGGCCACUUAUGAACAUCAGCGUUAACAUGCAAAUUAUUUGGCUGGAAUUUUCGUUCAAAAUCUCAGCUUCCAAAUUAAAUCUGGACAUAUUCAUCAACGUUUUCUGCUCCCAUUUCCCUCAGCGGCUCCUCUAACUGUUGUAAUUUCUAUUAGCUUCUGAUUUGCGUCUUGCGAUUCAAAAGUCAUUUUUUCCGCUUGUUAGUUUGUUGCUCAAGCGCGGAUUACACUUCAAAGUUCGGGCUGGAGUAGAUAGUUCCCCAUUGCCAUCCUGGCGUCUGCGGAAUAAUACAGCCCUUUGGUAUAUCUGUAUUUUCCCCAUUCAUACAGACAACAUACAGGAUCUAUAGUCAUAUGUAGUCCGUUGUCGCAAGAAACGUCACGCGGGAAAGGGAUGUUAAUUGUUACUGUUGCACUCUUAUCAGAUCAUAGAAAGUUUUCCAGUAUUAUCUUCCUAUUAUGGGUCUUUUGGCCGCUAUUA
Messenger RNA from Prosopis cineraria, 2545 nucleotides. RefSeq names its product phospholipid--sterol O-acyltransferase. Lineage: Eukaryota; Viridiplantae; Streptophyta; Magnoliopsida; Fabales; Fabaceae. The record is from RefSeq and is a predicted model, not a curated record. Gene Ontology annotation, cellular component: cytoplasm. Gene Ontology annotation, biological process: lipid metabolic process.